This is a messenger RNA of Drosophila rhopaloa, 2525 nucleotides long. RefSeq lists its product as uncharacterized. Bases 1 to 2484 code for a protein of 827 amino acids. Lineage: Eukaryota; Metazoa; Arthropoda; Insecta; Diptera; Drosophilidae. The record is from RefSeq and is a predicted model, not a curated record. The transcript has 6 exons. Gene Ontology annotation, molecular function: RNA-DNA hybrid ribonuclease activity; nucleic acid binding.
AUGCUGCUGGGUGUAUCAUCCUUCUUUAAGCUGAUUGUAGCAGGACAGAUCAAGCUGGGACCAGAAAUGCCUACUCUACAAAAAUCACUCUUAGGAUGGGUAGUCGUCGGUGAACUAUCCGAUUCUACGAGCGUCUCCUUGCCGGAUAGCCUAACAACAAAAUUGCGCAUCAUGUUUGAUGCUAGUUGCAAGUCCAGCAACGGAGUGUUGCUCAAUAGCACUAUGCUCGUGGGAGCAACUUUGCAGCCUGAUCUUUUUGAGAUAUUAAUCCGAUUCAGAUUUUACAAUGUCCAGGUGCAAACGCUGCGUUUAAAAACCGUGACCUACGGAAAAAGUUCCGCUCCAUUCCUAGCCGUGCGAUGCCUGUUUUAUUUGGCUGAACAAUGCGAGCUGUGGCUGCUAAAGCUUGAUUGGGACGAAGCGUUGCCACCUAGUUAUGCCAGUCAGUGGCAAAAAUAUCAAAAGGAGCUGAAGCUAUUCGACCUGUGCGCGAUGCCUCGUUCCGUAGUCCCACUCCAGGCUGAUCUGAACACUCUAGAGCUUUAUGGGUUCUCCGAUGCCUCAAGCCGCGCUUAUGGCAGAGUCAUCUAUGCGCGCGUCCAGGACCAGGAAGGAUCAGUCUACGUACAUUUGGUAACUUCAAAAUCCAAGGUGGCGCCAAAUGACUCGACCAUUGUGCUCAACUGGCUCGCUUCGCAUGCAAGCCGCUGGACAACAUUUGUCGCGAGCAAUCCAGCUGAUAUAGUUUCCAGAGUGAACAGAGGCACUCCGCAAGGAGGUGUACUAUCACCCCUUUUAUGGAAUAUCGCGGUAAAUAAACUACUGCGGAUUCUUGAAGGAGGAGGCUGUAAAAUAGUGGCAUACGCAGACGAUGUCGCUAUCAUCUUUAAUGGUAGGUACCCACAAACGUUAUGCGAUCUUAUGACCGCAAAACUAAAAACACUAUCGGAAUGGACUACAAAGAACGGACUUGGGGUAAAUCCCUCAAAAACGGAACUAGUCCUUUUUACAAAUAGAUACAAAAUCCCUAAACUUAACCCAUCCACUUUAAACAACUGUAAUCUCUCUUUUAGCGAGCACGCAAGAUACUUGGGGUUAGUAUUAGAUAAGCGUCUUAAAUGGGGACUAAACAACCAAGAGAGAACCAAGAAAGCGACCAUUGCACUUUACUCUUGUAAAAAAGCAAUUGGGCUAAGAUGGAGUAUGUCCCCUAAAAUAGUCAAUUGGAUAUACAUAGCGGUAGUCAAGCCAAUCCUACUAUAUGGAGUGGCUCUGUGGUGGACCGCUUUACACAAACAAUGUAUCUUAACUCCACUUAACAAAGUACAGCGCAUGGCGGCCUUGUGUAUGAGUGGAGCCCUUCGAACUACCCCAAACGAAGCGCUGAAUGCGAUCUUGAACCUCCAGAGCCUGGACUUAGCAGGAAUGGAAAGGGCGAAAUCGGCAGCCAUUCGACUAAGGGAUACAGGGCAAUGGAAAGCCCAACUGUAUGGUCACGCUAAGAUUCUUCAGCAUGACAAAUUGAUCCCGCCAAAAACGGAUCUAUGUAAAACCCGUGAAUACAAUCACACGCCCUUCGAAGCUCUGAUCCCAGGCAGGGAAGUUUGGGAUCGUGGCCGACCGGGCUCAAUAGACGCAAUCUGUCUAUAUACAGACGGCUCCAAACUAGACGGACACGUAGGUGGAGGCAUAUACUCCGAGCAAUUAGAGAUCAGGCGGUCUUUCAGACUUCCUGACCACUGCAGUGUCUUCCAAGCGGAAGUGUACGCUAUAAUGGAAGCACUUGUCUGUUUAAGGGAGUUAAACACCCAGAACAGACACAUAAACAUAUAUAGUGAUAGCCAAGCGGCUAUUAAAUCAAUCUACUCGACAAACACAAACUCCCGAACAAUAGCAGACUGUCGCAAAUCUCUCCACGAGAUGGCUAAUCAGUUUACUGUCAGCCUUAUAUGGGUUCCGGGUCACCGGGAUAUCGUAGGCAACUGUAUAGCAGACGAGCUAGCCAGGCAAGGCACCACCAUACCUCUCCUUCCAGGAAAGGAGAAUGUCGGCAUGCCGAUGGCUACUUGUAAGCUAAUUAUUAAAAACCACUUCAGCAAAUUAGCCAACACUUAUUGGCAAAACACACCGCAAUGCCGAAUCUCUCACCAGACAUGGCCUGUAAUAAACAAUAAGAAAACAUCAGAACUACUCAAUUUCAGCCGCACUGAGUGCAGCAUGCUAAUUCGAGUACUCACAGGCCACUGGCUCGUUGGCGCACACGCCGGCAGGCUAAAAGCCCCAAAAAACGAUUUUUGCAGAAGCUGCAGGGAUGAGGAAGAAGAGGAAACGGUGGAACACCUACUCUGUUCAUGCCCAGCCCUAUGCAGGCUCAGACUGAAACACUUAGGAUAUCCUUUCAUAAAUGACCUGACCGAAAUAUCGCAGACUAACCUGAAGAGUCUAAGCUCUUUUAUUAAAUCCUCCGGAUGGGGGACCUGCUGAUCGACCAACUUACAGGCUGACUCUUAACGGAUAGGGGACCC